CCCCGCCCGCCCCGCCCCCCACACACACACACACAAGUAUAAUAUCACAAAAUCACACCGAGCUAAGAAAUGGCCGUUCAGGAACCUCUAAAUGACGGUUUCUCCGGCCAAGCUCCCAAAGUCAUAGAAGAUUUUGAUCCUCCACAGAAACCAAAAAGAAACAAGUAUGCCUUGGCUUGCUCCUUCCUUGCAUCUAUGACUUCUAUCUUGCUCGGUUAUGGUACGUUACAUUAGACUAGAGAAUUUCUUUUUGCCCGAUUCCAAAAUUACUUGGUAGUCAUUAACAAAUACUUAUACAUAAAUUGUAAUUAAGUUUUUUUGUUCAUGCAGAUAUUGGAGUAAUGAGCGGAGCCAUAAUAUUUAUUAAACCACAGUUCGGCAUAAGUGAGGUCCAAGUUGAAAUACUUGUUGGCAUCCUUAACCUGUAUUCACUUCUGGGAUCCGCCGCCGCUGGCCGGACAUCGGAUUGGAUAGGCCGCCGGCUGACCAUAGUCUUUGCGUCCACCAUCUUCUUCGCCGGCGCACUCCUGAUGGGCUUCGCCACCAACUACGCAUUCCUAAUGGUGGGAAGGUUCGUCGCCGGCAUCGGAGUUGGGUAUGCCCUCAUGAUAGCUCCGGUCUAUACCGCCGAGGUGUCUCCGGCAUCAUCUCGUGGAUUCCUCACUUCUUUCCCUGAAGUCUUCAUCAACUUCGGUAUACUGCUGGGAUAUUGCUCAAAUUAUGGAUUUUCCAAGCUGCCAGCUCACUUGGGGUGGCGUUUUAUGCUCGGAAUCGGAGCCAUUCCGUCGGUUUUCCUGGCCCUCGGAGUUCUGGCCAUGCCGGAAUCCCCCCGUUGGCUAGUCAUGCAGGGUCGACUCGGCGACGCCAAGCAUGUUCUCGACAAGACUUCCGAUUCACUCGAGGAAUCCCGGCUGAGAUUAGCCGACAUUAAGGAAGCCGCCGGAAUCCCGGAAGAUUGCAACGACGAGAUCGUCACCGUCUCGAAGAAACACCACGGCGAGGGGGUCUGGCGAGACUUGCUGAUCCGGCCGACCCGACCCGUACUCCACAUCUUAAUCACGGCGAUAGGGAUCCACUUCUUCCAGCAAGCCAGCGGGAUCGACGCCGUCGUUUUGUACAGCCCGAGGAUCUUCUCCAAGGCCGGAAUCACCAGCCACGACCAGCAGAUCCUCGCAUCCAUGGCCGUCGGAUUGGUCAAAACCGUGUUCAUCCUGGUCGCCACCUUCUUCCUCGAUAAAAUCGGCCGCCGGAAACUCCUCCUCUCCAGCGUCGCCGGGAUGAUUGCGUCGUUGGUGCUUCUGGGCACGGCUCUAACAAUCAUAGAUCAGCAUCCAGACCACAAGAUCAAGUGGGCCAUCGUGUGGUCCAUACUGAUGGUGCUGGCCUACGUGGCGUUUUUCUCCAUCGGGAUGGGGCCCAUCACCUGGGUCUACAGCUCGGAGAUAUUUCCGUUGAGGCUCCGGGCACAGGGAUGCAGUAUGGGGGUGGCCACGAACCGGGUCGUCAGCGGGGUGGUGUCAAUGACGUUUAUAUCCCUCUACAACGGCAUCACCAUCGGCGGGGCUUUCUUCUUGUACGCCGGAAUUGCGACGGUGGCGUUCGUGUUCUUCUUCACGCUGAUGCCGGAAACUCGGGGUAGGACACUGGAGAAUAUGGAGCAAUUGUUCGGGACUUUCUUCGACUGGAGGACCAGGUUGAGGGAAUUGGAGAAGGACCAGGCGUUGAAAAGUCAAACCGAACUGCAACCACAACCAAGACUUGAAAAUCAACAUUAGUUAGCUACUAGUUUACUUAGGUUUUAUUACUACCACAAUAAUAAUUAAAACGACCAAAAAAAAAAAAAAAAGAAAAGAAAAAAAGAGGAAGAAAUGGUAUAAUGCUAGUAGUACUUAAUUUGGUUGCUGCUGCUAGCAUUAUCCAAGAAUCAUCUAAAAUGUGUCAAUAUUUCGAUUGCAACGCUAUGAAUCACUAAGUCAUGGAGUGGCUUUGAAUUUCAAUCAUGCAUCAAGCCAAUGAAGUCAUAUAAUCCAUAAUGAAAUCAGUUCAAAUUUAUAUCGUAUAAUUAGGUCGGGAGGAAGGAUUGGGUAUUUUGGAAGAUCGUUACGUGAUUGUCGAUGGAUUGAACACAUGAAAAAGGUGUAGGCAAAAUUGCAAUUUGUAUGUUACAAAACAUUCCUAACUAAUUUGAUGUGCUUUACGUCAGAAUCUGAGUGUUAGUUUAGGACUAAAACCAUGUUCAAAACAUGACACUAAAACCUUCAAAACGUAACGUACCAUGCUAGGCAGUUGUGCUUAAAUACUUAUACACACACAGUACAUGCCAAUGACCUUCGCAAUAUUGGAAUUUGUAAGGAGUAGAAGCAGCAAAUGUUAACCAAGCAAAGUCAGAAAGAACUUUGGAAAAGUGUAAGAACCCGUUUAUUUAUCUUUUUUUGAAUAAUGAAAAUCCC
Messenger RNA from Oldenlandia corymbosa var. corymbosa, 2450 nucleotides. The record is from the annotation of a GenBank genome assembly. Lineage: Eukaryota; Viridiplantae; Streptophyta; Magnoliopsida; Gentianales; Rubiaceae.